AUGAACAGCCUCGGGGGGUCCCAGCCCCUUCCCCAGCUUCUCUCCAUCCGCCCCACAGUCGACGACGGCAUCGUGAGCGACUGCAAGGAGGAGGUGCUGCCGCAGGAGAUCAUCCAGACCGUCAUCCCCCCGCUUCCCCUGACCCCUAAAGGCAGGAAGCGGGGGGCAGCGGGGGGCCGCGGCGCCGGGGGCUCUGCCAUGGGGGGCUACGGCGAGGAGGAGCAGGAGGGCGGCGGGGGGCGGCUGCGGGGGGGCCGCCAGCGCCCUUUUAUCUGCAACGAGUGCGGGAAGAGCUUCAGCCACUGGUCCAAACUGCUGAGGCACCAGCGGACUCACACCGGAGAGCGACCGAGCACAUGUGGGGAGUGCGGGAAGAGCUUCAGCCAGAACUCACACCUGGUGCAGCACCGCCGCACGCACACCGGGGAGAAGCCGUACCGCUGCGGGGACUGCGGGAAGAGCUUCAGCUGGAGCUCCAACCUCAUCCAGCACCAACGCAUCCACACCGGGGAGAAGCCCUACAGCUGCGGGCAGUGCGGGAAGAGCUUCACGCAGAGCAAAAACCUCAUCAAGCACCAGCGCACCCAUUCGGGGGCCCGGCCCCAUCGCUGCGGGCAGUGCGGCCGCGGCUUCGCGCAGAGCACCAACCUGCUGAAGCACCAGCGGGUGCACGCGGCCUGCAGCCAGCCUCCGGCCUGCCCCGAGUGCGGGCUGAGCUGCUGCGACGGGGCCGAGCUGGAGCUGCACCGGGCGCAGGCGCACGGCCACGAGCCUUACAUCUGCGUGGAGUGCGGGGACAGCUUCGCCAAAAGCGCCACGCUCAAACGCCACAAGCGCGUCCACAAACCCGUCUUCGUGCACUGAGCUGGGGUUGGGGGGACGACCUGCCCGAGGAUGGAGCGGCUCAGGAUGCGAGGCUCGGAGCACCGGCCCUCAGUGAACGUGUAGGGUUGGACCCUGUAGAUGUACAUAGCGUGGGGUGGGGGCCGUAGGGUAGAAGCAAAGCGAGGGGCUGGGAUGUGGGGCGCAGCG
This is a messenger RNA of Lagopus leucura (white-tailed ptarmigan), 1032 nucleotides long. Its product is annotated as zinc finger protein 629-like. The record is from RefSeq and is a predicted model, not a curated record. The coding region runs from base 1 to 864 and encodes 287 amino acids. Gene Ontology annotation, biological process: regulation of transcription by RNA polymerase II. Lineage: Eukaryota; Metazoa; Chordata; Aves; Galliformes; Phasianidae. The transcript has a single exon. Gene Ontology annotation, molecular function: DNA-binding transcription factor activity, RNA polymerase II-specific; RNA polymerase II cis-regulatory region sequence-specific DNA binding.